Molecule: messenger RNA, 903 nt
Organism: Triticum dicoccoides
Lineage: Eukaryota; Viridiplantae; Streptophyta; Magnoliopsida; Poales; Poaceae
Exons: 1
Coding region: 164-676 (170 amino acids)
Biological process (GO): meristem development; meristem maintenance
Source: RefSeq, a predicted model, not a curated record
UCUCAUCAUUGCUAUUGAUUAUAUUUCUUCUAGCACUGCCAUAUAUAAAUAAACAUAUAUAAACUAUUUAGUAUAUACAUAUAGGAUCCUCUCCGUGGCAAUCUCCACACACACUCUCUCUCUGAACCAAACCAAACCAAACCACAGGAAAAUCCCCUCUGCGAUGUCUAACGAGGACGAGCUCCUGGUCCAAGAAUCCACUGCCACAAACAUCUCCGGCGCGGACUGCUCCCGAUCGGCCUACUUCCUCCUGCCCCGUGCGGACGCCACUUGUCUCCCCGUCCUGCCAUCCCCGCGACAUAGUGGAGGCCCCUUUCUUCGUGACGAGAUCCGGGUGGAAUGGAGGGGCUGGCCCUCCUCCUCGAAGCUGUGGAGGUGCUGGGUGACCAAGCUUCGGCCGCUGCACGAGGGCCUGUGGAAGCGAGUUGGUAUAUCUGAUGCCAUCCUGUCAACCACAUGGCGGGUUCGGCGUGACGAGGAUCUGCUGCUCCAGCUCGCGGCGUUAUGGUCCAGAGAGACCAGCAUGUUCGUCUUCCCGUGGGGCGAGGCCACGAUGACGCUGGAGGACGUGGCCGUGCUCGGGGGCCUACCUCUGUUGGGCAAGCCCGUGUGCGCGGUGUUGCCGGACACGCUGCGCGGCGACGUGCACGCCCUUGAGGGCAUUCGGAGAAUAUAAGUAGCAUUCUCCAAGUAUGUGAUAAAGUGACAUGUUUGAUGAGUUUGGUGUGUGCAUGUUGAGAGAGAAUAGAAAUAGCAUUCCCAUGCAUGGUAAGAGAAAUAACUAGUGGGUGAUAAUGUGACAUAUGUGGUGUUGUAUAAUGUGUGCAUGUUGAGAGAUGGAGAUAGUGGAGAUAAAGUAUUUAUUUAGGUGUGUGUGUGUGCGCGCGCGUGUGUGUAUUUAUA